CGCCAGCGAGCAGUCAGUCAACUUAUAGCCGCUCCAGCGAACGGACGCACCGAGAAUCGAGCUGUAGAAACUCCACGGCAAAUAAAACCCGAAAUCGAACCCAUGACUUAUAUAUAGAGUCCAACGAUUUGUUUACGUGUCGUGACGCGAGUGUGUGCGUGUGCCAGACGCAAACAGAAGAUUAAGUUUAGAAUUGAAAUAAUAAAAUAAUCAAAGGCAAUCACCAUGAUUAGCAGCACGGAUUAUCCAACGGUGGAGACCACCACUUCUGCCGAAGAGCUAUACGCGGAGUACAUAUCCGCGCCGGCCAGCAGCAUGAGUCCCGCUGCGAUUGCCGAGCACCUGCAGCAGAAUCAGAUCACCUUCGAGAUACCCAGUGCCCACGAUCUGCGACACAUCGACGCCCUCAACUCCUUCAACGCGCUGCUCCAGAGGAUUGGCAACGCGGCGGUGUCCUACGAUCCGGCUCCACCCAGCGGCUGGUCCCCGGAUGGCAGCAUCAGCACCGAGCAGCUCUCCAAGUCGGUGGUGCUGGACCUGGCCGACUUGCGGGACAGGUCCGAGGAAUCGGGCGAGUCCUCGUGGUGGAGCCAGAUCUUCGGGGAUGCCGACAUGCAUGUGAUCAUCAACUAUCUGUGGAUCGGAGUGGUCAGCUCGCUGGUCGUUCUCUCGCUGGUCUUCAUCCUCUUCAGCUGCUACUUCUACAGGAAGUUCCGCACUUGGAAAAAAUGCAACAAGGACAUACGUGCCCAGAUCCAUGCGGCCACGGACUCGUACUCCUCGCACCUGGUUGGAUGCGACGCCAGCAGACUGCUGCUGCACCAGCAGAUGCAGCAUCCGCACCAUCGGAGCAGCGAGGCUGGGUUCUACCAAAUCGAAUCGCCGCCCUGCUACACAAUCGCCACUGGACUGCCCAGCUACGAUGAGGCACUGCAUCAUCAGCCCCGGCACUUUGCCUACGGCAUGAAGUUCGUUUAUCCCUCGUUGGCGGCCGUGCAUCAUCAUCACCAUUGCAUUUCCAAUUGGGAGAAGCAGGAGCCGCUGAAUAAGCUGCAAAAGUGCAAGCUGUCAGCGGCAGUGGCAGUGGCAGUGGAGGAGGAUAAGGCCGACUCCUCAUCGUCAUCGUCCACGUCUGCAUCCACAUCCAGCAACUUGGCCGCAGCAACGCCUGCCAUUUGCAUUAACAUGCCCAAUGGGCGGCAGGAUGCGGCGCAGGAUGGGGAGGUGGAUAAUUCAGAUUCCGAUUCCGAUUCCGCAGCUGCAGUGGCAGUUGCAGUGGCACAAAGUUUACAGCCGGCGGCGCCUGCCGACGAUGAUUGCGCCUCAUUGGUCGUUGUUGUUGCCGCGUGAUUGCCCACCCAAGGGUCAGGGGUCAGGGGUUAGGGGGUCAGUCGAGGGCUUAGGGCCGGGAGCAGCAGCCCAAUUGCUUAGUCACUUGUAAAUAGUUGCAUCGUCUGCUAAUGUUGUUUGCCCCAUGUAAUAACAUAUAUCUCCGGGAAAGCACCCUCCUCCUCCCUCUAAGCAAAUUUAGUUCUCGUUUUUAGUUAUCUGUUAUAUAUUAUUGUAUUACGCAAGACUGAGUAUUAUUUAUUGUACUACAUGUGUAUAAAACCGAAUUGUCUAUCGAUUAAGCCCUAAUAUCUAAGCGAGAGUUAAAGAAAAAAUAUACAACUCGAAUGAACACAUUGCAAACUAAAUUGAAAUUUUCGUUUUCAUUUCCUUAUCAGUUCCUUUCAGUUCCGCCCAAUGCCAAAAAAUCAUAUCUAAAGUUACGCGAUUUCCACUCCCAUUGUUGACCUUGCUGCCAGUGCACGAAUCCUAAUCCCUCAGAUACCCGUACUUUGGGCUGAGCAAAUAUCAGAUGCCGUUUGGGGUUUCGUAUUUGGUUUUGUUUUGAAAUUAUGUACGUGACUUGGAUGCGGCUGGUCGAGAUUAGGUCAGCAGAAAUGCAGUGCAGCUGGGGAAUUCCAGCCGAACGUGCACUGCUGAAAGGAUUUUUCAGCAUCCGUUUUAAGUGUUACUUAAGGAUUUGGCCAAAAAGGAUUAAGUUAGAAGAGUUUGUAGAGGAAAUUAAGCUGAUUACACUGCCAUGGCCGUAGCUUUGUCUUCAGAAUGGGUCUGUUUAUUAAAUGAUAAAGACCUUUUGGCAUAAAGAAUUUGAGUUUUGUUAUCCGCUGGAUAUUCUAAAGCCCCGCUUCAAUUUCCGACACUGUAAGGCAUGGCGCUGAUUAUUUCCAACAUAAAAAUUGUUGUCCACCCUUUAGACAUUAUCAAUAACUAACAAACACAGACAGUUUCUUAAUGUUGCAGUUACUACGAUUAAAUAGAAACAUUACUAGAGUAAAACCUAAAGCUAAAGCUCACAGAAAAAACACAACCGGAAUAAAUAUUGUCGACUACGGGAAGAAGAAAGAAAGAAAUAAAAUAUGCAAAAUAUAUAAGAAAAAAUAUUAUCAAACAAAAAA
Drosophila erecta is the source of this 2465-nucleotide messenger RNA. It is a transcript of the gene comm, whose product is annotated as protein commissureless 1. NCBI's taxonomy places the organism in Eukaryota, Metazoa, Arthropoda, Insecta, Diptera, Drosophilidae. The transcript is spliced from 2 exons. The record is from RefSeq and is a predicted model, not a curated record. Bases 226 to 1350 code for a protein of 374 amino acids. Gene Ontology annotation, biological process: axon guidance.